AUGGCUGAACAAACCUCAUCAGAAUCCAAAGACGAUAUCCCUGAACUUCUAAGCAGAGUAUUUCAUAUUCUACGAGAGAAUAAUCCAGAACUUGCUGGAGAUAGACGACGGACGGUGAUUAGACCCCCACAAGUUCUUCGAGAAGGCACAAAGAAGACCGUUUUCGUCAACUUUAUGGAUUUAUGCCGGACAAUGCAUAGGCAGCCAGAUCAUGUCAUGACUUUUCUAUUGGCUGAAAUGGGAACAAGUGGUUCCCUUGAUGGGCAACAGAGGUUGGUCGUUAAGGGUCGAUUCGCUCCAAAGAACUUUGAAGGAAUCCUCAGAAGAUAUAUCAAUGAAUAUGUCAUAUGCAAUGGCUGCAGAAGUCCGGAUACAAUUCUUUCAAAGGAGAAUCGUUUGUUCUUCCUAAGAUGUGAACAGUGUGGUUCUGGGAGGUCAGUCGCCCCCAUCAAGACUGGUUUUGUUGCACGGGUUGGGCGUCGGAAGGCAGGGUCGUAG
Messenger RNA from Cynara cardunculus var. scolymus (artichoke), 498 nucleotides. RefSeq names its product eukaryotic translation initiation factor 2 subunit beta-like. The transcript has 5 exons. The record is from RefSeq and is a predicted model, not a curated record. Lineage: Eukaryota; Viridiplantae; Streptophyta; Magnoliopsida; Asterales; Asteraceae. Gene Ontology annotation, molecular function: translation initiation factor activity; mRNA binding; translation initiation factor binding. Gene Ontology annotation, biological process: formation of cytoplasmic translation initiation complex; formation of translation preinitiation complex; translational initiation. Bases 1 to 498 code for a protein of 165 amino acids. Gene Ontology annotation, cellular component: eukaryotic translation initiation factor 2 complex.